GCAGCUGGAGCGAAGAAGGGAAGCUGAGUUUGACCGAUAAUAACCUCGCUGUACAGCGCCGGAGGGGGUUCUAUAUAAGGCGCAUCGGGCUCGGCGUCGCCUGCUUUUCUUGAGUCACGGUUGGGGGAGCGCGCAAGACUUGAGGUGGCUGGUUUCCCCCCGCUUAACCCACCACAUUCCCUCCCUCUCCCCCCACCGAUUUAGCCCCGGAAAGCUGUCGGGCGUCGUCAGGUGGAUCUAAAAGACAAAGAGAGCCUCGAUCAAAACUGGCGAGCAGUUGAUGAGCAGCCACAGAGUUUCUGCUGUGUGCUGUUGCCAUCAGAGGUGCUCCUGGAGUGUACGGAGGGAAGAUGGCAUUCUGGACACAGCUGGGUUUGCUCCUAUGGAAGAAUUUCACUUAUAGGAGAAGGCAAACGGUCCAACUACUGAUCGAAAUCACUUGGCCAUUGUUUAUCUUCUUUAUUCUGAUGUCUGUGAGAGUGUCUUAUCCACCUUAUGAACAACAUGAAUGUCAUUUUCCAAACAAGGCCAUGCCUUCGGCUGGAACAUUACCCUGGGUCCAGGGGAUUAUCUGUAAUGCCAACAAUCCUUGCUUUCGUUCUCCGACACCUGGGGAGACCCCCCGCAUUGUUGGCAAUUUUAACGAUUCUAUUGUUUACCGAUUGUUCAAUGAUGCCAAACGCUUGCUAUCGUUUAGCCAGGACAGCAGCAUCAAGGAUGUACUGCAAGUGUUGACAAAAGUCCUGAAAUUUGGGAAAUUUGCCUCAGGUGUCAAAGUUCAGGAUUUUUUGGUUGUCAAUGAGACAUUCUCUGAAUUUCUCCACCACAAUGCUUCCCUAUCGCAGCCUGAUAUAGAUGAAAUCCUGAAUGCUGAGGUCAAUCUUCAACAGAUCAUUACAUCUGGUUACCGGAUAAGUGUGGAAGACUUGUGCAAUUCCACCAAGCUGCCAGAACUGGUUGCUAUCAACAAUGGCAGUCGGGCCUUAAUUUGCUCUAUGCCGAAGGAACAACUUGCUUCUCUAGAAAGAGCGUUUCAGGAUAAUAUGGACUUCAUAAAGCCAUUUAUGAAAGGGAUCACCUUCAAUUCAACCCUGGAGGACGUUAAGGGAACUUUGGAGACGCUGACGCAGAGCCUGGGGAACCUUCUUAAAGAGUUAGUGAGCAUGAGAAGCUGGAGUGACAUGAGACAAGAGGUGAUGUUCCUGACCAAUGUGAACACCACAAGUUCUUCUGAUAUCUACCAGGCAGUAUCUCGAAUUGUUUGUGGCCACCCUGAGGGAGGGGGUUUGCAGAUCAAGUCCUUCAACUGGUACGAAGACCAUAAUUACAAAGCAUUCUUUGGAAGCAACAGCUCUGAAGACGAUGCCGUGGAUUUCUAUGAUAACUAUACUACACCUUUCUGCAAUAGCUUAAUGAAGAGACUGGAAUCCAACCCACUUUCCAGGAUUAUCUGGAGGGCCCUGAAGCCUUUGCUUGUUGGAAAAGUCCUGUAUAGCCCUGAUACGCCAGCAACAAGGACUAUUAUGUCAGAGGUCAACAAGACGUUCCAAGAGCUAGGUGUCUUCCAUGAACUUGGAGGCAUGUGGGAAGAGAUUAAACCAAAAAUCAAAAGUUUCAUGGAAGAAAAUGAGGAGAUGGAUCUGAUUCGGGUUUUGCUGAAGAGUGAGUACCUUUGGAACCAAUACUUGGUCGGUUCAAGAUGGAGCAGGGAGGAGGUUGCCCAAUUCCUGGCAAAACACCCUGAGGAUGUUGGUCCGGUGAAUGACUCUAUUUAUACCUGGAGGGAUGCAUUCAAUGAAACCGAUCGAACCAUUAUGACUAUUUCCCAUUUUAUGGAAUGCGUCAAUUUGAACAAGUUGGAAGCUGUGCCUGAUGAAGGGUGGCUUGUCAGCAAAUCCAUGGAAUUGCUGGACCAGAGACGAUUCUGGGCUGGCAUAAUUUUCCCUGAAAUUGCUCCUAAGAGUGUGGAUUUGCCCCAUCAUGUCAAGUAUAAGAUACGGAUGGAUAUUGACAGUGUGGAAAGGACCAACAAAAUUAAGGACAAAUUCUGGGACCCAGGUCCUCGAGCUGAUCCUUUUGACGACAUGCGCUACAUUUGGGGAGGCUUCACUUACUUGCAGGAUGUAAUAGAGCAAGCAAUCAUCCGGACUUUGACAGGCUCCGAGAAGAAAACUGGCGUCUAUGUUCAGCAGAUGCCUUAUCCAUGUUACGUGGACGACACAUUCUUGCUUAUCUUGAGCCGGUCAAUGCCUCUUUUCAUGACUUUAGCAUGGAUCUACUCAGUAGCGGUGAUCAUCAAGGGGAUUGUAUAUGAGAAGGAAGCUCGGCUGAAAGAGACAAUGAGGAUCAUGGGCCUCAACAAUGGCAUCCUCUGGCUUAGCUGGUUCAUUAGUAGCUUCAUCCCCAUUCUCAUGAGCGCAGGGCUUCUGACAUUCAUCCUUAAGAAAGGAAACUUGCUGCCCUACAGUGACCCCACUUUGAUUUUCGUCUUCCUGUCUCUCUUUGGUGUAGUAACCAUCUCACAGUGCUUCCUCAUCAGCACCUUCUUCUCCAGGGCCAACAUAGCAGCUGCUUGUGGAGGAAUUAUCUAUUUUACUCUUUAUUUGCCUUAUGUCUUAUGUGAAGCCUGGCAGAAUUAUAUCGGUUUCUCUGUCAGAAUGUUUGCAAGCCUACUUUCUCCUGUUGCCUUUGGAUUUGGCUGCGAGUAUGUUUCCCUGUUUGAAGAACAGGGGACUGGAUUGCAGUGGGACAGUUUCUUUGAAAGCCCUGUGGAAAAAGAUAACUUCAACUUUACCCUAUCUGUGUUCAUGAUGGUGCUGGAUAGCUUGUUGUAUGGCACUAUGACUUGGUACAUUGAGUCUGUUUUUCCAGGUCAAUACGGCAUUCCCAGACCUUGGUACUUCCCCUUUAUGAAAUCCUAUUGGUUUGGUGAGGAAUCUGGGGGACAGUGGCUCCCUUCUCAUGCUGCAGGAUCCUCAGAAAUUUGUAUGGAAGAAGAACCAAGCCAUCUCCCUCUUGGAGUGUCCAUUAAGAACUUGGUGAAAGUUUACCGUGAUGGCAAGAAGCUGGCUAUAGAUGGUCUUACACUGAAUUUCUAUGAAGGGCAAAUUACCUCCUUCUUAGGACACAAUGGAGCAGGAAAAACUACCACAAUGUCCAUUUUGACUGGCUUAUUCCCCCCAACCUCAGGCACAGCCUUCAUCCUGGGUAAAGAUAUCCGAUCUGAACUCAGCACUAUCCGGAAGAAUCUGGGUGUUUGUCCUCAACACAAUGUCUUAUUUGAUGAGCUGACGGUGGAAGAACAUAUUUGGUUUUACGCACGCCUGAAGGGGCUGCCGAAAAACUUGGUGAAAAAGGAAAUGGAACAAAUGGCUACAGAUGUUGGCUUGCCUCACAAACUCAAAUCUAAGACAAACCAACUCUCUGGUGGCAUGCAGAGAAAACUUUCAAUAGCUCUGGCCUUUGUAGGUGGUUCUAAAGUUGUCAUUCUUGAUGAGCCAACGGCUGGAGUGGAUCCGUAUUCCCGAAGAGGAAUCUGGGAGUUGCUCUUGAAAUAUCGACAAGGUCGCACUAUCAUUCUCUCCACCCACCACAUGGAUGAGGCAGACAUCCUUGGAGACCGAAUUGCCAUCAUAUCUAAUGGCAAACUUUGUUGCGUUGGCUCUUCAUUAUUCCUGAAGAACCAGCUGGGCACAGGAUACUACCUGACCUUAGUCAAGAAGGAUGUGGAUUCCUCACUCAGCUCCUGUAGAAACAGCAGCAGCACAAUAUCUUACCUGAAAAAGGAUGACAGUGUUUCGCAGAGUAGUUCUGAUGCAGGCCUUGGGAGUGACCAUGAAAGUGACACCCCAACAAUAGAUGUAUCUGCAAUUUCUAAUAUGAUUAUGAAGCACGUUCCAGAAGCAAAGCUAGUGGAGGACAUUGGCCACGAGUUAAGUUAUGUUUUGCCCUAUGAAGCUGCCCGAGAAGGAGCUUUUGUGGAGCUGUUUCAUGAGAUCGAUGACCGCCUCUCUGACCUGGGUAUUUCCAGCUAUGGCAUUUCUGAGACUACCUUGGAAGAGAUUUUUCUCAAGGUGGCAGAUGAUAAUGCCAACGCAGAGACUUCAGAUGGCACAUUACCCGCUAGAAGAAACCGAGUCUUUGGAGACCGACAAAGCUGCCUUCACCCAUUCACAGAAGAUGAUGCUUUUGAUGCCAACGAUUCUGACAUAGAUCCAGAAUCUCGGGAAACUGACCUUCUGAGUGGGAUAGAUGGCAAAGGAUCCAGUCAGAUGAAGGGCUGGAAGCUGACCCAGCAACAGUUUGUAGCUCUGCUUUGGAAGCGGCUGCUUAUUGCCAAGCGCAGCAGAAAAGGCAUUUUUGCCCAGAUUGUCCUCCCUGCCAUCUUCGUUUGCAUUGCUCUUUUGUUCAGUCUGAUUGUUCCUCCCUUUGGAAAAUAUCCCAGCCUUGAAUUGCACCCGUGGAUGUAUGAUGAGCAGUACACAUUUAUCAGCAAUGAUGCCCCAAAAGAUGCCACUACUCAAAAGCUUUUGAGUGCUCUUCUCAGCAAACCUGGUUUCGGGACCCGUUGCAUGGAAGGAUACUCCAUUCCAGGGACUCCUUGUUCUGUGGGAAAAGAAGAGUGGAGCCAAGAUCCAGUGCCUGAGAAUCUCAUGGAAAUCUUCCAGAAAGGCAAUUGGACAAUGAAGAAUCCUUCCCCAGCAUGCACAUGUAGCAGUAACAAUACCAAGAAAAUACUUCCAAUGUGCCCUGCUGGGGCUGGUGGUCUACCUCCUCCCCAGAGAAUCCAGGAGACCACUGAUAUUCUGCAGAAUCUGACGGGGCGCAACAUUUCUGACUAUUUGGUGAAGACUUAUGCCCAGAUCAUUGGAAAAAGUUUGAAGAGUAAGCAUUGGGUCAAUGAAUUCAGAUAUGGUGGUUUUUCUUUGGGAGCUGGUGGAUCUAUUGUGCUUCCUCGUCAUGAAGAGGUUAAUGAUGCCAUCAAUCAAGUGAAGAAAAUCUUGGAAAUUGCCAAGGGGAGUGCUGCUGAACGGUUUCUAAACAGCUUCCAGAACUUCAUGAAAGGCCUGGACACAAGUAAAAAUAUUAAGGUGUGGUUUAACAACAAAGGCUGGCAUGCCGUUGCCUCUUUUAUCAAUGUGAUCAACAAUGCCAUUCUCCGCGCCAACCUACAAGAUGGAGAGAAUCCAAGCAACUAUGGCAUUACGGUCUUCAAUCACCCGCUGAACCUCACCAAGCAGCAGAUCUCUGAAGUUGCCCUGAUGACUACUUCGGUGGAUGUUUUGGUCUCCAUUUGUGUCAUCUUCGCCAUGUCCUUUGUUCCAGCCAGCUUUGUGGUUUUCUUAAUCCAGGAACGUGUCAGUAAAGCCAAGCAUCUCCAGUUCAUAUGUGGUGUGAAACCAGUGAUCUACUGGGCAGCCAAUUUCGUAUGGGAUAUGUGCAACUACAUCAUUCCAGCAACUUUGGUCAUCAUCAUCUUUAUCUGCUUCCAGCAGAAAUCCUAUGUAUCCUCAACCAACCUCCCAGUGUUGGCACUUCUACUUUUGUUCUAUGGGUGGUCCAUAACUCCCCUCAUGUACCCAGCAUCUUUUAUAUUCAAGAUUCCUAGCACGGCAUACGUAGUGCUGACCAGCGUAAACCUCUUCAUUGGCAUCAAUGCGAGCGUAAUCACUUUCGUCCUUGAACUAUUCACCAGCAGUAAAUUCAACAACAUCAAUGACAUCCUGAAGUCCGUGUUCCUUAUCUUUCCACACUUCUGCUUGGGGCGGGGUCUAAUUGACAUGGUGAAAAACCAAGCAAUGGCAGAUGCCCUUGAAAGAUUUGGUGAGAAUCGCUUUGUCUCCCCUCUCUCCUGGAACCUAGUUGGGAGGAACCUUUUUGCCAUGGCUAUAGAAGGAGUUGUGUUCUUCCUCAUCACGGUGUUGAUCCAGUACAGAUUCUUUAUCAAGUCAAAGCCUAUCCAUGCAAAGCUUCCACCUGUAAACGAAGAGGAUGAAGAUGUGAUUAGAGAAAGGCAGAGGAUCAUUGGUGGUGGUGGGCAGAGUGACAUCUUAGAAAUCAAAGAAUUAACCAAGAAGUACAGAAUGAAACAGAAACCUGCUGUGGAUAGGAUCUGUGUUGGAAUUCCUCCUGGAGAGUGCUUUGGGCUCCUGGGCGUGAAUGGCGCAGGGAAAUCUUCCACUUUUAAGAUGUUGACUGGAGACACUGAUGUUACAGGAGGAGAUGCUUUUUUGAAGGGAAACAGUAUUUUGUCUAACAUCGAAGAAGUCCAUCGGAACAUGGGCUACUGUCCUCAGUUUGAUGCCAUUCAGGAAUUGCUGACUGGGCGAGAGCACCUCGAAUUCUUUGCGCUCUUAAGGGGAGUUCCUGAGAAAGAAGUCUGCAAGGUUGGUGAAUGGGCUGUCCGUAAGCUAGGCCUUGUAAAAUAUGCUGAAAGAUAUGCCGGCACCUACAGUGGUGGGAACAAGCGCAAGCUGUCUACUGCAAUGGCCCUAAUUGGGGGGCCUCCUGUGGUCUUCCUGGACGAGCCAACUACAGGAAUGGAUCCCAAGGCCCGCCGCUUCCUUUGGAACUGUGCCUUGAGCAUCAUCAAAGAAGGAAGGUCCGUGGUCCUCACAUCGCAUAGCAUGGAAGAAUGUGAGGCCCUCUGCACUCGAAUGGCAAUCAUGGUGAAUGGACGGUUCAGGUGCCUUGGCAGUGUCCAACACUUGAAGAACAGGUUUGGAGAUGGCUACACAAUAAUUGUACGAAUAGCAGGGGCGAACCCCGACCUAACCCCUGUUGAGAACUUCUUCAAGCUCGCUUUUCCAGGAAGCAUGCUGAAGGAGAAGCAUCGCAACAUGCUGCAAUAUCAGCUCCCAUCCUCCCCAUCAUCCCUGGCUAGGAUAUUUAGCAUCCUCUCCCAGAACAAAAAGCGAUUCCACAUAGAAGACUACUCCGUUUCCCAGACCACACUUGACCAAGUAUUUGUAAACUUCGCCAAGGACCAAAGUGAUGAUGACCACACAAAAGACUUGUCGUUGCACAAAAACCAGACUGUGGUAGAUGUAGCUGUUUUGACUUCCUUUUUGCAAGAUGAGAAGGUGAAGGAAAGCUGCGUAUGAAUAACCUUUCUCAGAAGGACGCAAUAGUCGCACUGAGCAGAAGCAGAAGGGGAAAACGUUCAUCCUUUCUGUACUAUGGAUGGGAUCUUCCCAAGUGGAAACAGAUCGAGGCCGAGGAAGUGGAGAUGGAAAUUAUAAAUGGAACGUUCUACUGGUAAUCAUUCAAUGCAAUGCAAUUCAAUGCAAACAAAACAAUAUUCCAUUACAGAGGCAGGGCCUCUGGGAGAUGUUGCCUUGUUGUACUGUUCUCUAGUGAAAGACUUGAACUUAGCUAUUCUUACAUUAUAAUUCUGUGAAACUCUAAUAUGGUGCCACUUGCUGCUACAUUGUCUUCUGCCAUACUCCCAGUUGUUUCUACUUAGUAUGUUUUGUGUUAAGAAUUACGUUAACAACAGUUCAGAGAUUUGUGGCCAGUGAUUUAUUUAUUCACCAUGCUAAGUUGGCACAACCCCUCCGCACAGGGAAAGGAACUGCUUGGGCACUACAUCAUUGCUGGCAAUGAAUGCAUCAACAGAACCAGUGGCCAGCAGUCACACCCAGUGCGAUAUUGUGGCCUUAUUUAAGUAUUAGCUAUUGGCCUGGUUGACCCAUACAUGUUUGAGGGGACACGUAUGAGAACCAUUAGGGGUCUUAGUAGUGGGCCAUGAAGCACACCGUCAAAAUAGGCUACAUUGAAUUCAAUGUUUCUUAAUGGCUUGUAGGAGAAUCAACGAUUAACAAUCAAAGCAUCUGAGGUAAUUUCUGUCCUAAUAGUAUGGUGACCAAUUGCUUGUUUUUCCCCUCUUUGCUUUUGUUGUGGAACUGUUGCUGUUUUUAAGUUUCUUUACUUAAGCUUGAUUGUUGAUAUGUCUAUUUCCUUAUAAAAGUACUAUCUGUAGUAGAGACUCAGCAGUCUCUGAAGAACUCUCUAUUAUCACCCAUACUAGGGUAUCUGUUUUCCUGCCUACCACAAAAUAUCUAAAUGCAUAUAGCAUUAUUUCCAUCAAUGUUGAAAAUCUUCAGUUAUAUCAUCACAUCUGUCCUGGUUUUCAUAUAAUUUUAAAUCAUACAAUGGGGCUCUCCUACUUUGCGUAGCAGAGAUCAUGUUUCAGGGUUGUGGUUGGAGAAAGCCGUCCAGAAAAAAAAAAGCUAGGGUCUUGAAGACUUGAGUUUCCAUAGUCUUUCCAUUUCUCUUACUCUAUAGCUUUUAUGUGGCACAUACACUGAUCUCCUACUCCAGAUAGGGAUUGAAGGUAGGCAUUAAAAGUUGGAUAUGUGGAUGACAAGCAACUAAUAUAUAUAUAUAUAUUUUAAAAAAUAUGGUCCAUUUUUCAGCAACUGUUUAUUAGGAAAUUUAUAUGGAAGCUUUUUUUUCCCAGUCAGCCCAGAUAGUAUCUUUAAAUAAAAAGCUAGGAGAAGCAAAAUGGCUACAAACAUCUUUUUGUAAUACUGGAUAACAAACCAAUACUUGUGCUCAUCACGGCUGGCAUAUACUAAUAUUUCAGACAUGUCCCAAGCCAGGUAAAAUUCUGAAAUGAUUAGUUGCACUAAGUCCUUUUGAAGUCUGCAGGACAUCAAUCUGAAUCCUGUGCACUCUUUUUUGCACCCAACUUUCAAUGACCUGCAAUUUAGUUUCUCUCUUUUUUUCUCUCUCUGUCUCUCUCCAUAUAAGUAGCUAUUUUUUCUACAAAUAUAAAUGCUCUAUUUUAGUAUAAUUUUAAAACACAUUUGCAAAUUUAACACAAUUCAAACGGAGGUAAACAUUAACUGUACAAUCCCUUGACACAACAGUAACUCAAAAUAACUGGCUUAGAGUUAAAUGACGGCUGUGUAAAUUUGCAAUGUAAGGCUGAAAUCCUAUGCAGGGUGACCUGGCAGUUAGCUCUACUGAUCACAAUGGGACUUCAGUACAGGAAUAAUUGCAUAUUCCCGUUGCUUUCAGUGGAGAGCAUUGAAAUCCUUACUGAUCUGUUUCAUUAGAAAUAAUGAUUUCUAGAAGUGCUUCUUGCUAAGAAUGGAGAUGCAGGAUAGGUUUGUUUUACCACAAAAUACUAGUAAAUCACUGCAUACAAAUUUUCCUUUGUAUCAGAUGUUAGCCAAAAUUAUCCUAAUUUAGGAGUGUCAAAUUCAGUUUCAUUGAGGGCUGCAUCAGGGUUAUGUUUGACCACGGGGGGGGG
Messenger RNA from Pantherophis guttatus, 9259 nucleotides. RefSeq names its product ATP binding cassette subfamily A member 1 (gene ABCA1). The record is from RefSeq and is a predicted model, not a curated record. Gene Ontology annotation, cellular component: intracellular membrane-bounded organelle; membrane. Gene Ontology annotation, biological process: lipid transport; transmembrane transport. Lineage: Eukaryota; Metazoa; Chordata; Lepidosauria; Squamata; Colubridae. Gene Ontology annotation, molecular function: ATP binding; lipid carrier activity; ATP hydrolysis activity.